AUGGAGCAAAGACAGAUCUUUGUUCAUGCGGUGAUUUUCUUGUUUAUGGUCUUACUUAGAGCAAGUUAUUAUGGCACAGUUAAAGCAGAAGAAGGAAGAGAAGAAGCUGAUAGGAUUUUGGAACUCCCAGGGCAACCAAAGGUGUCGUUUCAGCAGUUCUCUGGCUAUGUUACUGUCAAUAAGGUUGAUGGUAGAGCACUCUUUUACUGGCUCACUGAAGCUUCCCAAAACCCUCUCACCAAACCCCUUGUCAUUUGGCUCAAUGGAGGUCCAGGUUGUUCAUCAGUGGCAUAUGGAGCAUCCGAAGAGAUUGGGCCAUUUAGAAUAAAUAAAACAGCUUCUGGGCUAUACAUUAACAAGUUCUCAUGGAACACAGUGACCAAUCUCUUAUUCUUGGAAGCUCCGGCCGGAGUUGGCUUCUCCUACACCAACCGCUCCUCCGACCUCCUUGACACUGGCGACCGCCGCACUGCCGAAGACUCUCUGGAAUUUGUAAUCCAAUGGCUAGAACGAUUCCCACGUUAUAAGAAUCGGGAAAUUUAUAUCACUGGAGAGAGCUAUGCAGGCCAUUAUGUCCCUCAAUUAGCUAGGCAAAUCUUGACCUAUAACUCAAAAACCAAGUACCCCAUUAAUCUCAAAGGAAUAAUGGUUGGAAAUGCAGUCACAGACAACUAUUAUGAUAACUUGGGCACAGUGACUUAUUGGUGGAGCCAUGCAAUGAUCUCCGACCAGACUUACCGGCAACUCAUUAACACUUGUGAUUUUCACCGGCAGAAGGAAUCCGAUGAGUGUGAGUCUCUAUAUAGCUACGCCAUGGAUCAAGAAUUUGGCAACAUUGAUCAAUACAACAUCUAUGCACCUCCAUGCAACAAUUCAGAUGGCAGCUCCGCCACGCGCCACACUAUUCGGUUACCUCACCGUCCCCAUACGGCUUUCAGAAAAUGGUCUGGUUAUGAUCCAUGUACGGAAAAGUAUGCAGAGAUUUACUACAAUAGGCCAGAUGUUCAGAAAGCACUCCAUGCUAACACAACCGGCAUUUCUUAUAAGUGGACUGCUUGCAGUGAGAUUUUGAAUCGAAACUGGAAUGAUACAGAUGUAUCUGUUCUUCCAAUUUAUAGAGAGUUGAUAGCUCAUGGAACAAGAGUUUGGGUGUUCAGUGGGGAUGUGGACUCAGUGGUGCCGGUUACAGCUACUAGAUAUGCCCUUGCACAGCUUAAGUUGGCAACUAAAAUACCAUGGUAUCCUUGGUAUGUCAAAAAUCAAGUUGGAGGUUGGACAGAGGUGUAUGAAGGGUUAACAUUUGCCACGGUGAGAGGAGCAGGCCAUGAAGUCCCACUAUUCAAGCCCAGAGCAGCUCUUCAGUUAUUCAAAUCAUUUCUUGCAGGAAAGCCUCUCCCUAAAUCCUAAAAAGGAAAACAAGAAGGGGGGGAAAAAGAAAGAAAGAGGGGAAACCAGUGAAAAAUCCCAUUAGGUGGUAGUUUCUAUUA
Messenger RNA from Gastrolobium bilobum, 1487 nucleotides. Its product is annotated as serine carboxypeptidase-like 25. Gene Ontology annotation, molecular function: serine-type carboxypeptidase activity. The transcript has 8 exons. The record is from RefSeq and is a predicted model, not a curated record. Gene Ontology annotation, biological process: proteolysis. Gene Ontology annotation, cellular component: vacuole. Lineage: Eukaryota; Viridiplantae; Streptophyta; Magnoliopsida; Fabales; Fabaceae. Bases 1 to 1407 code for a protein of 468 amino acids.